CCCAGAACACAAAUUACAACAUCUCAAAAUCAUGAAGACUCCAUCCAUUUCCACUCUUUUCUUCUUUCUUUUUGUUACCUUUUCGUGGUCUGUUGCUGACCGGACUGAUCAUUUUCUUAAAUGUCUCAAAGAAGAAUUCCACGACUAUAACUCCAUCUCUAGCCUUGUCUACACCCCAACCAACUCCUCUUACUCCUCCGUCCUCGAAUUUUCCGUCCAAAACCUGAGAUUCGUCACAGAAUCCACCCCAACACCGCUAGUGAUAAUAACUCCGGAGCACGAAUCCCAAAUCCCCCCUCUCAUCUACUGUGCAAAACUAAAUCACUUGCAAAUUAGAACUCGAAGUGGCGGCCACGACUUUGAGGGAUUGUCUUAUGUAACUCAAGUCCCAUUUAUUGUCAUUGAUAUGAUCAAGUUUGAUAAAGUAACAGUCGAUGCUGAGCAGAAAAUUGCAUUGGUUGAAGCUGGUGCAACCCUUGGCACAUUAUAUUAUCGGAUCGCGGAGAAAAGCCCAACACUAGGAUUUCCAGCUGGUGCUUGCCCAACUAUUGGUGCUGGCGGACACUUCAGUGGAGGAGGGUACGGCUCACUACAUAGAAAAUAUGGGCUGGCUGCAGAUAAUGUUAUUGAUGCAAGAAUGAUAGAUGUUAAUGGCAGGAUUCUCGAUAGAAAAUCGAUGGGUGAGGACUUAUUCUGGGCCAUUAGGGGUGGUGGAGGUGCCAGUUUUGGUGUUAUUCUAUCAUGGAAAAUACAAUUGGUGGAUGUUCCAGAGACAGUCACUGUUUUCGCGGUCCAAAAGACUUUGGAAGAAAAUGCGACUCAACUCAUUCACCGCUGGCAAUACAUCGCGCCUAAAAUUGACCCAGAAUUAUUCAUCUUAGUCCGUGUAGCAAGGGUGAAUUCCGACCAGGAUGGAGCGUACAUCACUAUGCGUGCUGCCUUUACCGCACUUUUCCUUGGUGGGAUCGACAAAUUGCUUCCGCUUGUGCAAGAAAAAUUCCCCGAAUUGGGCGUAGUAAGAGAAGACUGCACGGAAAUGAGCUGGGUCCAAUCCGUAUUGUAUUUUCAGGGGUUCCCCAUAGAAGCACUUGACUGGUUGUUGAAAAGGCAACAACCUUACGUAGGAUACUUCAAAGGAAAAGCCGAUUAUGUGAGGGAACCCAUUCCGGAAUAUGUCUUUGAAGGCAUCUGGAAAUUGUUCAAGGAACCCGACGCCAAGGAUGCCGACAUCGUCUUGAUCCCAUAUGGUGGAAUCAUGGAUGAAAUACCUGAAGACGCAAUUCCAUUUCCUCAUAGGGCUGGUACUCUUUACAAGAUCCUCUAUGCAACAUACUGGUCAAAACAAAACGCACAAGAUGCCGACAAGGUCUUAAGUUGGCUUAGGAAGCUUUACAAUUACACAACUCCUUAUGUUUCCAAGUCCCCCCGGGAAGCUUACAUCAAUUAUAGAGAUCUAGACAUUGGAGUGAACAACGAUAAAGGGGAGGUAAGUUAUAAACAAGCAAGCGUUUGGGGCAAGAAGUAUUUCAAAAAUAAUUUUGAUCGACUGGUUUGGGUGAAAACUAUAGUUGAUCCAAGAAAUUUCUUCAGAAAUGAGCAGAGCAUUCCCACAUGGCGAAAAUGGACAGGGAAAGGGGACAUAUAAGAUCAUAUUCAUGAGUAAGAGGAUGUGUGGUUCUACAAAGUUCUAUAUAUGCUUCCUUUAAUUUGAUUUUCUUGCUGGUUUGUAGAAAAAUUCUUACUCACUGAGUUUGGCCAAACCAAAUCAAUUAUAAAAUAAAUGUAAUACACUUGUCAUAUGAUUGGUCUUUUUUCCUAAAUUGUACACCAAUCACAUAACAAUUGUAUUGCAACUUGUUAUAGAGUAGAUUUAGGUUACAGCCAAAUUCGAUUUGGGUUAGAAUUUUUCCUUGAUUUGUGUGCGAAUAAGACAUUUUAGAAAUUAUUGAUGUCGUUAA
Messenger RNA from Sesamum indicum (sesame), 1958 nucleotides. Its product is annotated as tetrahydroberberine oxidase-like. The record is from RefSeq and is a predicted model, not a curated record. Lineage: Eukaryota; Viridiplantae; Streptophyta; Magnoliopsida; Lamiales; Pedaliaceae. Gene Ontology annotation, molecular function: FAD binding; oxidoreductase activity.